AAUGUGCGAGAAAAGAAGGCGCAAGGCGGACGUUGUGCGGGUUUCCCCAACCGAUUUCCCUUCCUCCUUUCCCAACCAAUCGCCUCUACUCUGUGUCAUCAUCAUCAUCAGCCUUCCCCAUGCGAUGUGCAGCUGUUGAGGCGUGAUCGAGACAACAGCCAACACAGGCAGGGUAGCUCGCUGCUGCCACUGGUGCUGCUGUGAUGAUGGCCGUGCGUGUGCAUGCGCGCUGUGCACCGUGUUUGGGGCUGCGCCGAUGAAGACAAGGAAGGACACGGCCCGUGCCCGCCACUCUUCCCUCUUCGUCUUCUCUUUCUGCUCCAUCAGCGAUGACGAUGGUGGCCGUGGCAUGUGGUUGCGGUUCCCUUGUUUGGCUUCGCUGUGGCCCAUCCGCUGGCUGGCUGGCUGCAUCAGGCACAGCAGGCAACACACGGCGGUGGAUGCUGGAUUGGAUUGGCUGGGGUUGACUGGCCGUUGUGUCGUGUCGCCCAUAUCUCUCUCCCUCCGUUGCUCAUCUCAACUGGGAACACACACGGCCGUGUGUGCGUGCGUGUGUGUGUGUGUGCGUCGCCAUCAACCACGCCGACAGCGACACGAUGCACGAGAUGUGUGUGUGUGUGUGCGCGUGUGCCAGGCACAUGCGUUGAUCGACGACGAGAGAGAGGAGCCCAUCCACAUCCAACACCCAUGCCCACGCAUCCAGGCAUGACACGCCAUGGCGAGCUGUGCCACCUCAACCAACCCAACUCAACCCAGGCCAAGGAAAGGAAGAGGGGAAGCAAGGACAGAAGACG
Messenger RNA from Salpingoeca rosetta, 794 nucleotides. RefSeq lists its product as uncharacterized. The transcript is spliced from 6 exons. The record is from RefSeq and is a predicted model, not a curated record. Lineage: Eukaryota; Choanoflagellata; Craspedida; Salpingoecidae. The coding region runs from base 257 to 709 and encodes 150 amino acids.